Molecule: messenger RNA, 1455 nt
Organism: Naegleria fowleri
Lineage: Eukaryota; Heterolobosea; Eutetramitea; Acrasida; Naegleriidae
Exons: 1
Coding region: 1-1455 (484 amino acids)
Source: RefSeq, a predicted model, not a curated record
AUGCAAGUAAACAAAUUCUUUCAUUCUCUCAAACGAAAGCUUUCUCCGAGGAAACAUCAAAAUGUUCAUGAGGAAGAUAUUGUAAUGAUGAAUCAAGAGAGUCCAAGAAGUGUUGGUAGUAAUCAUAGUUAUGGAGGAGGAUUGGAUGUUGUUGUUGUAGAUGAUGAUUGGAAUUUGGAACGAGUCCAACAACAACAACAACCACAGCAACAACUUUUCCAAUCAUCAUCUCUACAACAACCACAACAACAACAGAAACCAACUCCUCCCUCUCCACGGAAACAUUUUCUUUUUGGUCGCCGAAGAGGAAGUGGAAGUGCUUUGCAUCAUGAAGAAGAAGGAAGGAACAAUACGUUAGCCUUGUUUACUUCAAGAAUUGCUGGAGCUCUUUCUCCGAGAGGAAAUAGAUCCUCAUCCUCAUCAACAACAGCUGCAAUGACUUUAUCACCUCGAUCCGAUCACAAAUCAUCAUCCAGAGUUGCAACUUGUUCAUCAUCAUCAUCAACUAGAACCCAUCAACCGUUAUUGUUGUCGGAUCAUGCUGAGAAUUUGAAUAAGAGCUCUUCUUCGGCUCAUCAUCCUCCCCUUGUUCCGAAACUAAAUACCUCAGAAUUAGGAGGUUUGAAUUAUGCACCGAAAGAGAAAUUUAAAGUGAAACCAUUGUGGAAACAAGAAGAAGACUUGUCUGAGCCAUCAUUGAAGAGUUGUAUUGAACUGGCCAUUCCAUUCCCAGAAAAUGCACAACUCACUCAUCACACCAUUAAUAGAUUCAAGAAACACCAAGAGAAUGAAGGUAUCAGCAACAACAGCAACAACACCACCAAGUCACAUUCGUCAUCAUCAUCGACGAAAAGAAAAGUUCAUAGUUUAAAAGCAUUUUCUAAACGUGAUGAUAUAAAUUCAGAACAUCCUUCCUCCUCUGGUUCAGUGAGUGAAUCAGCAUCCUCAUCCUCAUCAACAGCAAACACCGAAGAAUGGGGACAUAAUGAUAGUUCCUCUUCAUUUGAUGCGUUUUUUGAGCGAUAUGCAGCAGCCACUUGUCAAAUGCAUGAUUUGAAAAGUAGCAACAAUUCUACCAAUGAUUCAUCAAAUGCAUGCAAUUCUUUAUCCGCGGAAGCAAUUGAAAUGUCAACUAGCAAUGUUGCUGAAAAUAGAAAAUCGAUUGGAAACCAUGAAUUGUGUUCCACCAAGAAUUUCCUUCGUAAAUCCAGCAAACAACAAUUGAAAUCCGUCAUUGACAACAACAAGAAAUCAACCAACAGAAGACACUCUCAUCAAGGGUCCUUUGACAGCUCUUCUUCAUUCUCAGCAGACACCGAAGAAAUGCUCAAUCGAUUUGGAAUUGUGAGGAUUUCGUUUGAACCUCUCACGACCAGCACUACCUUAGACUCGAAUUCAGAUCAACAACAGCAACAACACCACCAAACAAACACUGGCGUUCAAACCUUCAAAUGA